AUGUCAGUAGAUAAUCAAGACUUUGUCAUGAAAGCUCUGGAACGAAUGGAAGAAUGUGCCCUCGGUUUGAUCGGUGACGCCAGCUCUACACACAGCUUGCCAACUAUGUCUGGGAAGCAUACUGAUCUACCAACUAUAGAUUCAUCAACAAUGUCCAGUCUUUUCAACAGUUCUUCAAAUUUUACCAUUAUUGAUUGUCGUUAUCCAUACGAAUAUCAAGGCGGUCACAUUCAAGGUGCUAUAAAAAUCUACACUGAGCAAGGAAUCCAAACCUUCAUGGAAAGUCGUCUUCAUUCCACAAAGAACGAUAUUUUGAUAUUCCACUGUGAAUUUUCGUCACACAAAGGACCUAAGCUACGGAGGAUACAAAGCAUUUUAUCAACACAACAAGAGAAACGACUGAGAUUACGAAGACACAAAAUGAUGCAAAAUAUUUAUAAACUAUUAGGGUUAUUUGAAGAAGCCAUUUAUCCCGAUACUUUACCUAUCAUCAGCACAACAAAUAUCAUUUUCCCGCCGUCACGAAUAGGCUUUGAUGUUAUUAAACGUGAUGUUAUGUUUUUGGAUGAAAUCAAAGAUUUCUUUAUAGUCAUAAGCAAUCGUUAUGAUUAA
Messenger RNA from Lottia gigantea (owl limpet), 612 nucleotides. RefSeq lists its product as hypothetical. The coding region runs from base 1 to 612 and encodes 203 amino acids. The transcript has 3 exons. The record is from RefSeq and is a predicted model, not a curated record. Gene Ontology annotation, cellular component: cytoplasm; nucleus. NCBI's taxonomy places the organism in Eukaryota, Metazoa, Mollusca, Gastropoda, Lottiidae. Gene Ontology annotation, biological process: positive regulation of G2/M transition of mitotic cell cycle; positive regulation of G2/MI transition of meiotic cell cycle; G2/M transition of mitotic cell cycle. Gene Ontology annotation, molecular function: protein tyrosine phosphatase activity.